AUGACCUAUUACUAUAUUUUGGAACUUGUUGGUGUUACAGAUGUUAAUGUUGAGGAAGGAGAGGGUAGAAAUGCUCUUGAGAUGGCCAGAUCAGUUUCGGAUAAGCAUCUUGAUCUUUUGAGGCCAUCCGCCCGAUAUUAUUCCAUAUUUAAAGGACAAGCAACAGAUUCAACAGACCGGGCAAAAGGCAAGUAUACACUGAUUAGAGGCGAGGAUGACACUCAACUGGGGUUAUAUGAUAAGCCUCUUCCUUGCUUUGGCUGUGGAAUUGGAUGGUUCUCUUUCCUAUUGGGUUUCUUGUGCCCCCUAAUGUGGUAUUAUGCUACAAUUUUGUACUUUGGGAAUUAUUAUCGAAAGGAUCCUAGGGAACGAGCUGGACUUGCUGCUUCUGCUAUUGCUGCCAUGGGCUGCUCCAUCAUAUUGCUAAUCGUAGUCUUGGUUCUGAUUUUCUAGCCGACUUUCUAAAUGCACCACAAUCGAUGCUUACUUGAACCAGUGUGCAGCAAUUGAUAUUCUGUAUACGUGUUGAUAUCAAUUCUUGAUGGAUAUAAUGAAAAUGCUUCAUAGAGUUGAAUUUUGUGAAUCUACCCUUUACAUAAUAAAUACAUGGGACGAAAAGCAAUGUUCCAUUUAGUUACUUUUCUUAUCAAAAAGAUUGAGCAAAUUGCUGAAAUUGCAGCACUUUUUGUUUUUGGUCUACUUCAA
This is a messenger RNA of Striga asiatica, 705 nucleotides long. NCBI's taxonomy places the organism in Eukaryota, Viridiplantae, Streptophyta, Magnoliopsida, Lamiales, Orobanchaceae. The record is from the annotation of a GenBank genome assembly.